Punctularia strigosozonata HHB-11173 SS5 is the source of this 700-nucleotide messenger RNA. RefSeq lists its product as uncharacterized. The record is from RefSeq and is a predicted model, not a curated record. Bases 53 to 559 code for a protein of 168 amino acids. The transcript is spliced from 5 exons. Gene Ontology annotation, biological process: proton motive force-driven ATP synthesis. Gene Ontology annotation, molecular function: proton transmembrane transporter activity. Lineage: Eukaryota; Fungi; Basidiomycota; Agaricomycetes; Corticiales; Punctulariaceae.
CUCGUCAUAGACUUCGUCCUCCGUUUUUACAGGUCUCGUUCAAAUUCUCGCUAUGAACGCUCUAAGGGUAACGGCGAGGAGGCAUCUUGCGUCCUCUACUCGUCGGUUCGCGUCCACGUCUACCGAGACGGCCCAGCAAAAGGCUCAGGGAGCCGCGCAGGACGCCCAGGCCAAGGCCAAGGACUUCCUCGCAACGGCGAACGUGACAGGCAAGAAGGCAAUUGAGGCCGGCAAGAAGGCACUGGGACCUUUGGGAGAGCGAGUUGGUAACCUACUAGGUGCCUACAAGCAGCCGCUCUUCUACAACACUGCCGUUGCUCGCGAAUUCCUCAAGCAGGUUUACCUUGCGGAGCGCCUACAACCGCCCACCUCCUUGUCCGCCAUUCAAUCCGCCUACUCCACGCUGUGGUCACGGGCAUCCUCGCCGACCUACUGGCGUACUAUUUUCUCCAACGGGGAAUGGGUCAAGGUCGGGGUUUAUGGUAUUGAGGCUUAUGGCGUCUUCAAGAUCGGCGAAAUCGUCGGUCGCAGAAGCCUGGUUGGCUACGACCUUCACUAGACAGUAUAAUUGUUAUUAUUGUCCGAGCAAUGCUACUAUGACAUUGUCAUAGCUCCUCGGUUGGAAUCCCUGGAAUGCCGUUCUCCCUCGCCUUGCACCUCGUCUGGAGACUGGAAGAAAUCAUGUCCAUAGAAGUGGAAU